AUGUUGGGGUACAUGGCCGUCGAGGAACAAGAAAACCAAAAAGAAAGCCCGGCCCGAUUGCUGCGGAACGUUGGGCUGGGGCUCGGGGCCGAGGCAUACUUGGCUGAUAUUGACAGAUCGUGUCACUCUGGAGUAACUGCCCAGAGAAACCUCGUCCCGGAGAACCGGCAAUUAAACGCCUCCGGUAAGUUCCGUACCGGCUUCCUUUCCACCGUCGCGACAUGGGUCGCGCUGCGCGGGCUUGCUAAGACGUUGGAACCCCUCGUAGAGUCAGAGAGAUGGAAUGGAUCGAUGGGGGAAAAGACUAGCUGCGACAACGGGAAAACUACGUCUACCUGCCCUAAACCGUCACGUGAACCGGCCCGACUCCGCCUUGGUCUCCUCUCGUCUACGCUCCCAACGUCCUACUUCAACUUUCCCACUUUCCCAACGGCAUGUUCGAUACCCCGGGAAGCUCCUGCCAAAGUGUGUCCGGAAAAAAUCAUCGAUUUGGGGCCUAAAAUUCGCAAAGAUUUAAGCCUCAAAUAUGCUAAUUCGGACAAGCUGUUCACGGUCUGGGAGAGUCGGAGUGCUGGCCGGACCAAAAGUUUCGCUUUAGCGUUAUUUUAGGCACUAUACUGCUUUCUGGAUGCCAGCCGGCCCACGUUCUGCCAGAUUCAGCCAAUCUAUGGCCUAAAAAUGUAUAUACUUUCAAAUAUGCUAACUACGGACAGGGUUUUGGUCAUUUGCGGGCGUCAAAUAUACUAAUUUCCCGAUACGCCUUGGUGAGAGCUUCGCGGGGCCUCAUCUUCGUCGUGUUAAUGUCGAACUUGACAGC
Messenger RNA from Desarmillaria tabescens, 817 nucleotides. RefSeq lists its product as uncharacterized. The coding region runs from base 1 to 609 and encodes 202 amino acids. Lineage: Eukaryota; Fungi; Basidiomycota; Agaricomycetes; Agaricales; Physalacriaceae. The record is from RefSeq and is a predicted model, not a curated record. The transcript is spliced from 3 exons.